Messenger RNA from Myxocyprinus asiaticus (Chinese sucker), 4904 nucleotides. It is a transcript of the gene asap2a, whose product is annotated as ArfGAP with SH3 domain, ankyrin repeat and PH domain 2a. NCBI's taxonomy places the organism in Eukaryota, Metazoa, Chordata, Actinopteri, Cypriniformes, Catostomidae. Bases 381 to 3383 code for a protein of 1000 amino acids. Gene Ontology annotation, molecular function: GTPase activator activity; protein binding. Gene Ontology annotation, cellular component: cytoplasm. The transcript has 29 exons. The record is from RefSeq and is a predicted model, not a curated record. Gene Ontology annotation, biological process: positive regulation of GTPase activity.
GCGAGAGCUCGUGCAUUGAUCUAGUCUACAGCCUGCUGCGCACGACAAGAAACAUAAAUGUCCCUUAACAGAUGAGGACUACAUAAUCGGAUCGGUUUAUUAUCAAACGAGUGCACCGAAUUUGCACUUAAACGGGAAGAAGUGAGAACCAACGCCGUGGGAGAGAGAGAUUCCCGUCUCUGUAGGUGCCUACUAAUUGUAAUACAUUCCCAACUUGACUUAUUCCGCCAAGGACAAAACACAGCGAUGAUCAGACAUCAGGGAGCUCGUCAUAGUUUCAUUUCGUCAUAUUAUUUUUGAAUUUGUCGUCAUAUAAGUACCAGAGCGAGUCAUUGAAAGGAUUCAACUGAGAUUUGUGGGAUUUUCUAAAAGGAUAUACAAUGCCGGACCAGAUCACGGUGGCGGAGUUUGUGGCGGAGACAAAUGAAGAUUAUAAAUCACCCACCGCCUCAAACUUCACCACGAGAAUGACUCACUGCAGGAAUACUGUAACUGCACUGGAGGAGGCCCUGGAUGUGGACCGCAGUGUCCUUUACAAGAUGAAGAAGUCAGUUAAGGCCAUUUACACCUCUGGUCUUGCUCAUGUGGAGAACGAGGAGCAGUACACUCAAGCUCUGGAGAAGUUUGGCGAGAACUGUGUGUAUAGAGAUGACCCUGACCUUGGAUCAGCCUUCCUGAAGUUCUCCGUCUUCACCAAGGAGCUCACAGCCCUCUUCAAGAAUCUGUUUCAGAACAUGAAUAACAUCAUUACCUUCCCAUUGGACAGUCUGCUGAAGGGAGAUCUAAAAGGGGUUAAAGGGGAUCUGAAGAAGCCCUUUGAUAAAGCCUGGAAAGACUAUGAGACUAAAGUCUGCAAGGGACAUUAUUUGCUGAAAGGUUCCAAAAUAGAGAAGGAGAAAAAAGAGCACGCUCGACAGCAUGGAAUGAUCCGGACGGAGAUCAGUGGAGCGGAGAUAGCCGAAGAGAUGGAGAAGGAGCGGCGUUUCUUUCAGCUUCAAAUGUGUGAGUACCUCCUCAAAGUCAAUGAAAUCAAGGUUAAGAAGGGUGUCGACCUGCUCCAGAAUCUCAUUAAAUACUUUCACGCUCAGUGCAACUUCUUUCAGGAUGGCCUCAAAGCAGUGGACAACCUAAAGCCCUCAAUAGAGAAACUGGCCACAGAUUUACACUCGAUUAAACGUGUACAGGAUGAAGAGCGCAGGCAGCUUACCCAGUUACGGGACGUCCUGAAGACUGCUCUGCAGGUUGAACAGAAGGAGGACUCACAGGUUAGACAAAGCGCCACAUACAGUCUACACCAGCCACAGGGCAACAAGGAACAUGGGACAGAGCGCAGCGGAAACCUUUACAAGAAAAGUGAUGGGCUUCGGAAAGUAUGGCAGAAGAGAAAAUGCACAGUGAAGAACGGUUAUUUGACCAUCUCGCAUGGGACAGCUAACAGACCUCCUGCUAAACUCAAUCUUCUUACAUGUCAAGUGAAGCACAACCCAGAGGAGAAGAAGAGUUUUGACCUCAUCUCCCAUGACAGAACGUAUCAUUUCCAGGCAGAAGAUGAACCGGAGUGUCAAAUAUGGAUCUCGGUACUACAAAACAGUAAGGAGGAGGCGCUCAACAAUGCCUUUAAGGGUGACCAGCAUGUUGGUGAGAACAACAUUGUGCAGGAGCUGACCAAAGCCAUCCUGGGCGAGGUCAAGCGGAUGGCGGGUAACGAUGUCUGCUGUGACUGCGGAGCUCCCGGCCCCACAUGGCUGUCCACCAACCUGGGCAUUCUGACGUGUAUCGAAUGUUCUGGGAUUCACCGAGAGUUAGGCGUUCACUACUCCAGAAUCCAGUCAUUAACACUAGAUGUUCUCAGCACUUCAGAGCUCUUGCUGGCCAAGAACGUGGGGAAUGCUGGCUUUAAUGAGAUCAUGGAAGCUUGUCUAACGGCAGAAGAUGUGAUUAAACCAAAUCCCACCAGUGACAUGCAAGCGAGGAAAGACUUCAUCAUGGCCAAAUACACAGAGAAGCGCUUUGCUCGUAAGAAGUGUCCUGAUGCUCUGUCGAAACUGUACACGCUGUGUGAUGCGGUGAAGGCCCGAGAUAUUUUUUCUCUCAUCCAGGUCUACGCAGAGGGGGUGGACCUAAUGGAGCCAAUUCCUCUGGCCAAUGGGCAUGAACAAGGCGAAACAGCCCUUCAUCUGGCCGUGAGACUGGUUGACAGAACCUCCCUUCACAUCGUAGACUUCCUCACCCAAAACAGUUUAAACCUGGAUAAACAAACGGCUAAAGGAAGCACAGCACUCCAUUACUGCUGCCUGACGGACAACAGCGAGUGUCUCAAACUGCUCCUGAGAGGAAAGGCCUCUAUAGACAUCGCUAAUGAAGCUGGUGAGACCCCACUUGACAUCGCCAGGCGACUCAAACACCUACAGUGUGAGGAACUGCUAAACCAGGCUCUGGCAGGGAAGUUUAACGCUCAUGUGCAUGUGGAGUACGAGUGGAGACUACAGCAUGAAGAUCUGGAUGAAAGCGAUGAAGAUCUGGAUGAAAAGUCCAGUCCUCACCGGCGGGACGAGAGGCCCAUGAGCUGUUACACAUCGGGCAGUAAUUCCCUGCAGCCCAGUCCGGCCAGUCUGGCACGAGAGGCACGAGACAUGGUCAAAGACAAGCAGCGGAGCUUCGUGCCCAACAUGGUCAACAAUGAGACCUAUGGAACCAUUAUCAACAGCAACUCACCAGUCAACCUCUCCACCUCUGCUCCACCUCUACCACCCCGAAAUUUAGUUCAGCCUUCUGGUCUUGCUGGAAUGGCCCAGGGUUCGGCCGGUUGGAAUCCUGGCUCCCUAGAUUUGACAGGCAGGCAGAGAUCUUCCUCUGACCCACCCAACAUGCACCCCCCAGCACCCCCUUUACGGGUCACAUCUUCGUCACUUCUUGUCCCGGGCGGCCCUCCCCAUCCUGCGGGUAAGACUGCGAGUAUGAUGGAGGCCAUGAGUAUACAGUCCAAAUCUGGACAGGGGCCCCCUGGUCAGAACAUCAACAGGGCUACAAGCGCAGACAAAAACUUCAACAAAAGCCUGCUGAUGCGCUCUGGAUCCAUAGAGAGACCAGGCAGAUGUCAAAGAAACCAUUUUAACUCUAAAGAAGUUCCUGGACAAAACACCACUGGAAAAUCUCUGCCCCCUACCCACAUGACAAGGAAAACAUACCUGCAGAAGCCAAAGCGUGUGAAGGCCAUGUAUAACUGUGUGGCUGAUAACCCAGAUGAGCUGACAUUCUCUGAGGGAGAAGUCAUUGUGGUGGAUGGUGAGGAGGACCAGGAGUGGUGGCUGGGCCACAUCGAGGGAGAGCCCAUGAGAAGAGGAGCGUUUCCAGUCACAUUCGUACACUUCAUCAUGGACUGAAGGUCAUAGAUCACAGACACUGAGCUGGACUGAUGACAUCACCUCUCUAACUAUCACUGACUAUCAUCAUCGUCAUCAUCUUCGUUCCCCUUUUCAUGAGUUUAAAUGGAGAUCCCUGGUUCUCACUGUAAAGUGAUGAUCGACUGGCCUGGGCGAUGCAGUCUCAGAUGUGACACCUUAUUCCAUAAACCUUUGGAGAUAUCGGUUUUGCAUUUUUGGUUUGUGGACCAGAUAAUAUUCAGAAUGACUGCUGUCAGUGACUUUGAUGCAAUAAAUGCACUUUGGACUGAAUUUACCAUGGUCACAAUGCUAAAGAGAAUAUUGCCAAGAUGAAGGUUUUAAUACAAGAUGAACAUUCACAUCCUUAUUCCUUUUAGAUAGAACAGUGCAAAGUAACAUACAUCUAUGGUAUUUGUUUUUGCAGUACACAUAUCUGUGAAUACAGUCUUGUUUGCACACAUUCCAUGUCUUGGAAGGAAACAGAAGGAUAUAUGAAUGAACUGACUUUUAGGAAAUUUUGGAGAUGGCUUGGUAAAUGGCACUAACCCUGGAAUACACUAUGAGCGCUGUACCCCACCAUGAGGUGCGCCAUUGCCCCCAUUUCCACACUACCUGCCACAGUGCUGAGUAUAUAAUUAGGCCUUCCAUUGCCACCUGGGAAAUCUCUGAAAACGGAGAAUUGGAUAAAAAUAAGAACACCGUUUGUGUAAGGGACAGUGCGACUUUGCAUUUGUGUUGUGUGUUUAAAAGAAUGAGCGCUUAUGUCAUUUGAACCCUGGACCUGUUGGAAGGACUUUUUAGAGGCGGGACAGUCUGGUGAACAUUCAUGGUCAUGCAGGAGAGCAAUGGAACUACUUCAGAGCAUCAAGGAUGUUUAUUUCUGUACAGAUAUUUAUGACUCUGAGCUGUCCUUCUAUGUUCUUUAUUUAGAUACUCAGUAUCUUAUUGAUUUUGAUGAGCUUCAGUAGAACUAUUUCUACCUUCCUUAAGUGUGCAGGGCUUGCUAAACUAAGGUAAAUCUCACAAAAAACCUGUCAAGAAUCUGUUUGCGUCAAAAUUCAAUCCAUAAUCAAAAGCAAAUUUUUUUGUUUAAAGAAAAUGAAGCCUAUUUUUAAGGACCACUUAGAUUUAGUUUUGCAUUAUGACAUUAAUGUUAUUACAAUUAAGCAAAUUUCCCUUAACGCAAUUGUCAUUGCUGUAAUUCAAAACCAAAAUAUUUUUACUGUAAUGUGAAUUUUUUUUAUUUAUUUUUUUUAUACAUCAUAAUAUAAUAUUUGUUGUUCUACCUUCAUGCUAAUUUAAAUUAUGGAAGAAAAAACAAUUCUGUAAAAGCUGUAUUGCAGUAAUGAGAACUAGCAUUCACAAUAGUAGGAAUUAAAAAAAAAAGAAUAAAAAAAGUAAUUUCAAAGUAAAACAGAUAAAUUAUGGUAAAUAUAAAAAAAAGCUUUUAUUUAUGCACUAUACAAUGAUCAGCCACAACAUUAAAACCACCAGCCUAAUAUUGUGUAGGUCCCCCUCAUU